CGUGGGAGACGUGGUGGGCUCGCGGUUCCUGGCGUUCGAUGCGAAGUCGGAGAUGCACAGAGCAGAGCUGGGGGAGAAACGGGGUUUCGGCCUCAGAUGUCCUGCCUGGGAGGCCCAGUCAGUAGUGGAGUCGCUCUGCGUGUGGAGAUACUCUGGGAAGGGUGGAGAGUUUGGGCCCGUUCUCCCCCAAGGGGCAAGGUGCUGAGGGAUCGGCCAGGGCCCAUCCUGUGGCUGCUUGCUGUGGGAGGGUGGCGGCUGGCUCUUCCAGUUGUCUGACUGCUCGGGCGGUCUUAGCCUUUAGCCAGGAGACUCCGCUUCCAAGCUUGUUCAGGCUGUUGGCCGAAUCUGUGUUUGUUGGGGUUGGUCCUCAGAAGUGCUGGCUGCCGGCCUGAGUGGCCCUUAGCUCUCCGAGGUCCUUCCACGUGGCCCUCAGAUCCUUCUCAGGCUUUUAAGGGCUCAUUUGAUUAGAUUGGGUCCACCAGGGUAAUUCACGUCCAUAACCUUAAUUCCCUCUGCAAAGUCCCUUUUGGUAUGUAGUGUAACAUAAGCACAAGUUCCAGGGAUUAGGAUAUGGACCUGGGGGAGAGGGGGGCGUUUAUUCUGUGUCCUGGUAAGCAAGAUUCCACGCAUAAUGAAGUGAGAAAAAUAAGGUGUGAAGCCAUAGCAUAGUUGGGUGUAGUUUAUCAUUUAAAGGCAAACGUAUGUGUAUAUAUUUGCUGUGUAAACCUAGAUUAAUCUGGAACGGUACACUAGAAACAAGGGAAACUGAGUGGAUCUUUGGGGGAUUUUUCACUAUAAAUUCUUUUUACCUUUUAAAUUUUGAGGUGACUAUGCCCCUAUUCAGAAAAAAAUGAGACUUUAAAAUAUUUUUAAAUAAAAUGAACUAAAUAAAUAUUGCAGAUUAUUACAUCUCCCCUUGGAUUGGGAGAGGUUUCCCUCGAGGAAACUGGGCAUCAGCACUGUAAGGGCAGGCAGAUGCAGUCACUGAGGGCCUUGUCAACCCCAUCACCUAUGUCUCCUCUGUUUCUGGUGCUGUAACUGCUUUGAAUCUCAUCUCCCACCAUUCUUCUGAACACCCUGCCAAGUUAAUCUUGUGUUAGUUUUGUCUCUCCCGUCAUGGAAAUGUGGCCAGUGCUUCACCUUCAUCUGGCAGCCAAGCUCCCUUACCAUCUGUCCGUAGUGACCAUCCUUGUGAGCUCUGUUCGUAUCUCCUUGCCUUCUGCCUCAAGUUUUUCCCUACACUUGUCCUCUGACCUUUUCACCCAGACCACUAGUUGUGCAUUCCUCCUUGAUGGUGAUCUGAGUCCAGGAGCAUCACCCAGCCCUUCUUUCUUUCCCACAUAGCUUAUGGGUGACACCUACCAUCACCUUGACUCCCUGCACCAUCCUUCUGCCUCCUUUCUUAAGAUCUCCUUUGCAGAUCCCCUUGAUCACACCCUCACUCUCAGCUGGUGCUCAUGAAGAACAGAGGAGUCAGUGUCAGUACUUGUGAGUGAAGGGCUGAGGUAUGUCAGUGCUCCCAGUGGGCACCCGGGCAGGGUAUGGCGAGGGGGUAGGGAGAUUCAGUAACCUGGUCCAUGUGAGGAGCCCGUCAUGCCUCCACAUGGGAGUGUCCUGUCUUCAUAGUUAGGACUGGAGAUGAGCCCAAGUUUGUGAGUCUUAACAAGGAUGUUGAUGCCUCAAGACAGGACGUAAUCACCAAGGAAGUUGGUGUCAGUGCAGAAGUGCACACUGGGGUGCCAACAUGAAAUGGGGAAUGAGAGACUAGAAGGUAGUAGGUGGUGCAGUGGGAGAACGUCCCAGGCAAGUAAAGAUGGGAACACCUGGUGAGGAGGCUUCCAGGAUGGUGCAACUCAAAGACAGAAUUGACCACUAGGGUUGGCAGGCGUUGACACAUAAUGGUGACAUGUGGGGCUGCAGCACAGGCUGCCCCUGGCUGCUCAACCUUUGGAGCUGCUGUUCUCCCACUCUAGGUGGGUCUAGCGUGCCCAGCUUCAGAGCAUUUUGAAUGCCAGCAACAAGGAGUGAUAAGAGUGGCCACAGAAGGACACAGGCCCACAGCAGGACACAGGCCCACAGCAGGACACUGGCCCACAGCAGGACACAGCCCCACAGCAGAGUAGAGGCCCACUGCGGGACACAGGCCCACAGCAGGACACAGGCCCAACAGGACACAGGCCCACAGCAGGAUAUAGGCCCACUGCAGGGUGUGGCCCACAGCAGGACCCAGGCCCAGAGCAGGACACAGGCCCACAGCAGGAUACAGGCCCCACAGCAAGACACAGGCCCACAGCAGGACCCAGGCCCACAGCAGGAUACAGGCCCUAUGGGGGCUGCCCUCCUAUCAUGGUCCUAGUCAUGCCCAGCCUCAGAACUCGCCGUGAGGAGGCAGAGAUGGAGCUCUCAGCUCCAGGACCAUCCCCUUGGACCCCUGCAGCCCAGGCCCCUGUGAAUGAUGCUCCUGCUGCGACCCACCCUGGAUCUGCAGCCUGUGGUCCCCCCUGCUGUAGUGAUACUGAGCUGGAAGCCAUCUGCCCUCACUAUCAGCAGCCAGAUUGCAACACCAGGACUGAAGACAAGGAGUUUCUUCACAAGGAAGACGUUCAUGAAGAUAUGGAAUCACAGACAGAAAUAUCAGAACACUGUGCUGGUGAUGUUUCCCAGGUGCCCGAGCUUGGAGAUCUGUGUGAUGAUGCAUCAGAAAGAGACUGGGGAGUCUCUGAAGGCAGGAGGCUGCCACAGUCCCUCUCCCAGGAGGGGGACUUCACACCAGCGGCCCUGGGGCUCCUUAGGGGCGCCUUAGAGGAGAAAGAUCUGGCCUGUAAUGGUUUUGACAGUUGCUUCAGUCUGAGCCCAAACCUGAUGUCAUGUCAGGAAAUCCCUACAGAAGAGAGGCCACAUCCGUAUGACAUGGAUGGCCAAAGUUUCCAGCACUGCGUGGACCUAACUGGUCACGAGGGGGUUCCCACAGCUGAAAGUCCACUCAUAUGUAAUGAAUGUGGGAAAACCUUCCAAGGAAAUCCUGACCUUAUUCAGCAUCAAAUAUUCCACAUUGGAGAGGCUUCCUUUAUGUGCAAUGGUUGUGGGAAAACCUUCAGCCAGAACUCAGUUCUUAAAAGCUGUCAUCGAUCUCAUAUGAGUGAGAAAGCCUGCCAGUGCAGCGAAUGUGGGAAAGCCCUCCGAGGGUGCUCAGACUUUUCUAGGCAUCAGAGUCACCACAGCAGUGAGAGGCCGUAUAUGUGUAACGAAUGUGGAAAAGCCUUCAGCCAGAACUCAAGCCUUAAAAAGCACCAAAAGUCUCACAUGAGUGAGAAGCCCUAUGAAUGCAAUGAAUGUGGGAAGGCUUUCAGGCGGAGCUCAAACCUCAUCCAACAUCAAAGAAUCCAUUCUGGGGAGAAGCCAUACGUGUGCAGUGAGUGUGGGAAGGCCUUCAGGCGAAGUUCAAACCUCAUCAAACACCACAGAACUCACACAGGAGAGAAGCCUUUUGAGUGUGGCGAGUGCGGGAAAGCCUUCAGCCAGAGCGCACACCUGAGGAAGCACCAGAGGGUCCACACUGGAGAGAAGCCUUACGAGUGUAAUGAUUGUGGCAAGCCCUUCAGUCGGGUCUCCAACCUCAUUAAACACCACAGGGUUCACACUGGAGAGAAACCCUAUAAGUGCAGCGACUGCGGGAAAGCAUUUAGUCAGAGCUCCAGCCUUAUUCAACACCGGAGAAUUCACACUGGAGAAAAGCCUCACGUGUGUACUGUGUGCGGAAAAGCCUUUAGUUACAGCUCAGUGCUCCGGAAGCACCAGAUAAUCCACACAGGAGAGAAGCCGUACAGAUGCAGUGUCUGUGGGAAGGCCUUCAGCCACAGCUCAGCCCUCAUUCAACACCAGGGCGUGCACACAGGUGACAAGCCCUAUGAGUGCCACGAGUGUGGGAAGACCUUUGGUCGCAGCUCCAACCUCAUCCUUCACCAGCGAGUCCACACUGGAGAGAAGCCCUAUGAAUGUACUGAAUGUGGAAAAACCUUCAGCCAGAGCUCAACCCUCAUUCAGCAUCAGAGGAUUCAUAAUGGGCUGAAGCCCCAUGAGUGUAGCCAGUGUGGCAAAGCCUUCAACCGAAGCUCCAAUCUCAUUCACCACCAGAAAGUUCAUACUGGGGAAAAACCCUACACCUGCGUUGAAUGCGGUAAGGGCUUCAGCCAGAGCUCACACCUCAUUCAGCAUCAGAUAAUCCACACUGGCGAGCGCCCCUACAAAUGCAGUGAGUGUGGGAAAGCCUUCAGCCAGCGUUCCGUCCUCAUCCAGCACCAGAGGAUCCACACUGGGGUGAAGCCUUACGACUGCGCUGCUUGUGGGAAAGCCUUCAGCCAGCGAUCAAAGUUGAUCAAACACCAGUUGAUUCACACCAGGGAGUAGCCUGUUGGGCUGGCAGGAGUGAAAUUGAGCAUAGUCUCCUCUCCAGCUCCACUUUGGCCAUUGUCUCAGCCUCUGCCACUUCCCAGACCGAAAGCCUGCACUCAGCUCACUGCCCCACAUCCAGUGGCCACAUGGCCUGGGACCCUCCUUUGAAACAUCCUUUACGGGCUCCCUUCUCACUGCCACUGCUCUUGCCUCUUGUGAUGUCUUGAGUUUGGGUUUGUUUUUACAGCUUGUGAACAGACUGCACGUUUGUUACAAGGGAGAAGAUUAUGGAGGCUACAUAUUCAUGAAUAGAGUUUAUUAUUGUAAUCAAAAGUUACCAAAAAAGUAAAGUGACAUUUGGUUUGAGAUAA
Molecule: messenger RNA, 4763 nt
Organism: Macaca mulatta (Rhesus monkey)
Lineage: Eukaryota; Metazoa; Chordata; Mammalia; Primates; Cercopithecidae
Gene: ZNF16
Product: zinc finger protein 16
Biological process (GO): regulation of immune system process; regulation of cytokine production; negative regulation of transcription by RNA polymerase II
Cellular component (GO): nucleus; chromatin; PcG protein complex
Molecular function (GO): RNA polymerase II cis-regulatory region sequence-specific DNA binding; DNA-binding transcription repressor activity, RNA polymerase II-specific
Source: RefSeq, a predicted model, not a curated record